AUCAGCGGGUUAGUCGAAGACAUUUCCACUCGGCUUAGCCCAAAUUAUCAUGAGUGAUGUCAUGCAUGACAUGUACAAAUUGAGCCAUCGUUUUUGACUGAGCCCAACCAAACCUCAAUGGUUACUAUAAGAGUCCAGUAUAAGCAGCCAGCGAAAAACAGAGGAGAGAGCAGAUCCAAUGGCGGAGGAGGUGAAGCUGCUGGGGAUGUGGGCGAGCCUUUUCAGCCGUCGGAUCGAUAUGGCCCUCAGAAUCAAAGGCGUUCCGUACGAGUACUUGGAGCAAGACUUGACCAACAAGAGCCCCCUUCUUCUGCAGAUGAAUCCGGUUCACAAGAAAGUUCCGGUUCUCGUCCACAACGGUAAAUCCAUUGCAGAGUCACUUGUCAUUCUUGAAUACAUCGACCAAACAUGGAGUCACAAUCCCAUUCUUCCCCAAGACCCGUACGAAAGAGCAAUGGCUCGGUUCUGGGCCAGAUUCAUCGACGAAAAGAUUGUGCCUACAGGAAUCGAGAUCGCGAUUGAGAAAGACGAAGAAGCGAGAGAAGCUGCAAUAGAGAAGGCGAGGGAGUUGAUGAAGUAUUUGGAGAAAGAACUCAAAGGGAAAGACUUUUUUGGAGGAAAAACAUUGGGAUUGGUAGAUAUAGCGGCGAUCUUGAUACCCUUUUGGCUGAUGAGGUUCGACGCCAUUGUCGGAAUCGGAGUCGAUAUUCUUGCGGAAGAUAAGUUCCCGGAGAUCCACAGGUGGGUGAAGAGGUUGUCGGAAACGGAUGUCGUGAAGGAAUGCAUCCCUCCCAAAGACGAGCACGUCGCUUACUUGAAGGCGCUUGUGGACCGAAUCAAAUCGGCUCGUUGAAUUGUCGCGACGGAUCGUUAUGUUCCCACACGAUACUGUUCCUGUUCGAGUUUAUCGUUUUCAUUAUUAUAUUAAUCUAUGUGUAAUAGUGUAUUGAAUAACAAUAUAGACUACUUUCAUCGCAA
Molecule: messenger RNA, 978 nt
Organism: Tarenaya hassleriana
Lineage: Eukaryota; Viridiplantae; Streptophyta; Magnoliopsida; Brassicales; Cleomaceae
Product: glutathione S-transferase U7-like
Exons: 2
Coding region: 179-853 (224 amino acids)
Biological process (GO): glutathione metabolic process
Cellular component (GO): cytoplasm
Molecular function (GO): glutathione transferase activity
Source: RefSeq, a predicted model, not a curated record